Molecule: messenger RNA, 1449 nt
Organism: Saprolegnia diclina VS20
Lineage: Eukaryota; Oomycota; Saprolegniomycetes; Saprolegniales; Saprolegniaceae
Exons: 7
Coding region: 1-1449 (482 amino acids)
Biological process (GO): proteolysis
Molecular function (GO): serine-type endopeptidase activity
Source: RefSeq, a predicted model, not a curated record
AUGGGCCGGCUCGGACGAAGCAUGCUGGCGCUGCUGGGCAUCGCGCGCAUGGCCACAGGCCUCGACCUGCUCGUGCAUUUGGACGAGACGAUCACGGCGAUGGGCAGCAGUGCGGCGACGCCGGUCGGCUCGAGGGCGAUGGUGUAUGCGCAUCUGCACCAGCGCCACACGACGCAGCAACAUGCGGUGUGGGACAUGGCCGUCGCUGCGGCAACCGACCGCGUUGCCGCCGACCUCGCGCUCGCGACCAUGAUCCCGCUCUGGAUCCAAAACACGAUGCUCGUGCGCGGCGCGACGUCACGCGUCGCAAGCCACUUGGCGAUGCUGCCGAGUGUCCGCGCCGUGCACCUCGACGAGACGAUCCAUCUGGACGCGACCGAGCGCGACAGCACCCUGGACGCACCCGAGAUGAACCCAUCGAUUGACGUGGCAGCGCCAUUUGCGAGCAGCCCGCAGGCCAACAUCAAGAACCUCCAUGCUGAUGAAGCGUGGGCGCUCGGGUUCACCGGCAAGGGCGUCACCGUCGCGAGCAUCGACUCGGGCGUCCGGUACUCGCACCGCAUUCUCGCCCGGUCGUACCGCGGCUAUGUCGAUGGCCACACGUGGCAGCACGACUAUGCGUUUUGGCUUGCGGCGGGGCAGAACCAAACGCUGACGCCGGACAAUGCCGAUGAAGUGGGCCACGGCACGCACACGCUGGGAACAGCGGUUGGCGCUGACGGCGUCGGCGUCGCGCCCGGGGCCACGUGGAUCGCAGCCCGACCCUUCAACGCCGAUGGCUCGGCCAAGCAAAGCGACAUCCUCCUCGCAGCGCAAUGGGUCAUGUGCCCGACGGCCUGGGAUGGGUCGUCGCCCGACUGCCACCGCGGCGCCGACGUCGUCUCCAACUCGUUUGGCGGCAACAGUUCGAUCGACUGGAUGGACAAAGUGGUCGACGCGUGGACGCACGCCCACAUCCUCCCCGUGUUUGCUAGCGGCAAUGUCAACGGCUUUGAAUGCGGCUCGGUCCUGUGCCCGGGCUGCCUCCAAAACGCAGUUGCGGUCGGUGCACUCGUGGGCGCCCAGACGCUCUGGGGUGGUAGCGGCAAAGGGCCUGGCAAGGGCGGCGCCGUCAAGCCCGACUUUGUCGCGCCCGGCGUCGCCAUCCGAUCGGCCGCGAGCUACGACGACGCCAAGUUUACGCGCAUGACGGGCACGUCCAUGGCGACACCGCACGUCUCGGGUGCGGCGGCGAUCCUUCUACAGCAAUGCAAGGCCGGGCCCGCGCCGUGCGUGCCAGCGCAUGUUCUCACUGCGCUUGCGGCGACGACGAGCCACAAGCUCUCCAAGCCGAUUCUGGUGCCGUCGCGCUGCGGCAACACGAGCUACGACGAGUACCCCAACAACAUUUACGGCCACGGGCUCCCCAACGUCGCCCGUGCGCUGCGUCCGGCGACCGCAACAGCGUAG